Molecule: messenger RNA, 895 nt
Organism: Bactrocera oleae (olive fruit fly)
Lineage: Eukaryota; Metazoa; Arthropoda; Insecta; Diptera; Tephritidae
Source: RefSeq, a predicted model, not a curated record
GAAUGGCUGGAGUCUUUGGCUGUGCACGGAAUCGCAAUGCUCAAGAACUCACCAUUGGAUAUUGGCGUUGUAAAGUCAUUGGCCAAUCGAAUCGGUUUCAUACGCAAGACAACUUAUGGUGAGGAAUUUAGCGUGCGCUCACGUCCGGGAGCCAAGAAUUACUCCUACCUCUCUGAGCCCCUACCACUGCACACCGAUCUACCCUACUAUGAGUACAAGCCAAGUGUGACGCUGUUGCAUACGCUCGAGCAAUCACGCUCCAAAGGCGGCUGGAAUCAGCUAGUGGACGCCUUCAAUAUCGCCGAUCAGUUGCGCGUCAAUCACCCGCAACAUUUCGAAACGCUCGCAAAGACACUUAUCAAUUGGUGUGACAUCGGCAUGGAUGCUGAUAAGUCUUUCCAUAAUAUGUGGCGCGCGCCAGUUAUUAACUUGGAUGCAGAUGGCAAAUAUGCGCGCAUCAAUCACAGCGUACCUCAACGUGACAGUCACUUCAGCAUCGAUGUCGAUAAGGUGAUGCCCUGGUAUGAGGCCAACGCCACAUUCGUACGCAUGGCUCACGAGCAAUCGGUCACCUUUAAAACGGAACCGGGCGACGUGUUGUCCUUCAACAAUCUACGCAUGCUGCACGGUCGCACCGGCUACGAUGACACCGAACGAAAUGUGCGUCACAUUGUAGGCGGCUUCGUUGACUGGGAUAUCGUUUACUCGAAGAUGCGUGUGCUGAAGCGUGCGGCAAUGUCGUGCGAGACGGCGGUGGACAUGGUGAUGCAUGCGUGAAACAAUAGACGAGUGGGCGGGUAUGUUGCAAAUUGACUUUGCUUAUUUGAGUAUUAAGUUUCUGCGGAUUUAAGUGUAAUGGUGGAGGCGCAAAUAAAAUUAAAGAAAUUUAAAAAUA